Rangifer tarandus platyrhynchus (Svalbard reindeer) is the source of this 720-nucleotide messenger RNA. Lineage: Eukaryota; Metazoa; Chordata; Mammalia; Artiodactyla; Cervidae. The record is from the annotation of a GenBank genome assembly.
AUGGAAAGAAAACACUACGCGGGGAUUAAUCCAGGGCUGCAGCUUGUGGAGAAGGCCGGGCCGCUGGCCAAGACCGGGCAGGGAGCACGGGACGCGGCCUACCUGUCCCUGGCAGGUCCGUCCCCGCCCCCCCCCCCCAAGGGCGGCCAGCGUGGUCCGCAGACGGCCUUGAUCUGCAGAAGGAAGCCCUACAGCCCGCCGGCCCUACUUGCCCCGAGGGCACGAGGGUCCCACUCGCCGAGCCCAGCUGGCCCCUUCCGACCCAGUACCCAGCUCAUGCCUGACCUCAAACAGGCGCGCGAUGAAAAGUCGAAGCGGUGCGCAGCCGGGCAUCAGCCGUCUGUGCUGCCAUCUGGUGGCGGCGUCAGAGAGCUCCCGGCGGCCGGCUGGAAGCCCUGGGGAGAGGGGUCCUCCUCGGCAGGGGGGGGGUGGGCACGCGUCCCAGCCCCGCCCCCGCCCCGCCUGGGCCGCGGCUCGGUGCGUGCGUCCCCGGGCGUGCGAUCCCUGACUCGCCUCAGGGGCCGGGGCCUUCGCGGCUCCCACUGCCCAGGACACCCGCCCCCCAACCUGCCUCUGCUCCCGAGAGCAGGGCCAGAGCGUCCUGUGCCGCCCAGGGCCCCUGCCUGGCUAUUCCGGGGGGCGGGGAGGCCCGGUGCCCGGUGUGAGCGCCCCCGGAGCCCUGCAUGGGAGCGACAAACAAGGGUGGUCGAGCCCUGCUAG